AUGGACUUUGACGACUACCCAGAUGCCAACGCCGGUUGGGGGGUUACCUCUCCACAAUCUGGGGAUAUAUUGAAGGAUGCCAUUCGAAAGGAGCAGAUCCUAAAGGAGAUCUUCUCGUGCCAGGAGGACUUGCGCGCCAUGUUAUCCAAAGCAGAAAACGUCCAGAAAGAAGUAGACAAGCUCAUUUCGGGCAACGAGACUUUGCAAAUGUACAUCGACAACUUGACGGUGCAAAUGGCUAAACGGCGAUAG
This is a messenger RNA of Coprinopsis cinerea okayama7#130, 252 nucleotides long. RefSeq lists its product as hypothetical. The record is from RefSeq and is a predicted model, not a curated record. The transcript has 3 exons. Lineage: Eukaryota; Fungi; Basidiomycota; Agaricomycetes; Agaricales; Psathyrellaceae. The coding region runs from base 1 to 252 and encodes 83 amino acids.